GGCUUGGCGGCUUGGCGGCUUGGCGGCGCGCCGUACGCUGUGCCAGUAGUGUUCUUGCCGGGUCCGCGCUGUGGUCCGCGUUGUAGUCCGCGUACCGCCCCCAUCGCCCGCCAGCGAGUACGGCGAGACGUCGUCGCCGUUGUCGUCGUGGUCGAGGUCGUCGUCGUGGUCGUCAUCCAGGUCAUUUAGGCACCACAGCCGACACGGCCCCCCGUCAGCACCGCGAGGCCAAGUGAGCGAAGAUGCUGGGCUGGCUGCAGACCCUGCUGCUGCGGUGGUUCAUCGUGGCCUUCGUCUCCUUCAACACGCUGCUCAUCCCCUGGCUGCGGCCCGACCUCGUGGUGCAGCAUGAGCGGCCGCAGGACGUCCAGGCCGCGGGGCUCGACCUGCGCGACGUCUACGACUACAUCGUGGUGGGGUCGGGCUCGGCCGGCAGCGUGCUGGCCAACAGGCUGUCGGAGAAUGCCUCGGUGUCCGUGCUGCUGGUGGAGGCGGGCGGCGGGGAGAGCCUCCGCAGCGAGGUGCCCGCGGCCUUCAUCACCAUGUCGGGCCCGGGCUACGGCGCCGCCGAGGACUGGGCCUUCGAGACGGAGCCGCAGGCCGGCAGCUGCGGCGCCCUCCAUGGCUGCCGGUCGCAGUGGCCGCGCGGCAAGCUGCUGGGCGGCUCCAGCGCCAUCAACGGCAUGCUCUACAUCCGCGGCAACCGGCGCGACUACGACGGCUGGCGCGACAUGGGGCUGUCCGGAUGGGGGUACGACGACGUGCUGCCCUACUUCAAGAAGAGCGAGGACAUGAGGAUCCCCGAGCUCCAGGACUCGCCGUACCACGGCGUGGGCGGCCCGCUCACCGUGGAGCACUACAAGCACUACGCCGGCAUCACCGAGGACUUCCUGGCCGCCGGCAGGGAGCUUGGCGUCCCCACCAACGAGGACGUGAACGGCGAGAGCCAGUUCGGCUUCAUGAAGUCCCACGGCACGCUGAGGGAAGGCCUGCGCUGCAGCACCGCCAAGGCCUUCCUGCGGCCCGCUGCGAAGCGACCCAACCUGCACAUCACCAUGGACUCCACGGUCCUCAAGGUGCUGACAGAGCGAGAGGACGACGUCGUGCAGGCCACAGGCGUGGAGUUCGUCAAGCACGGCCAGGUGCACCGCGUGCUCGCCGCGCGCGAGGUGAUCCUGUCCGCCGGCGCGGUGCAGUCCCCGCAGCUCCUCAUGGUGUCCGGCAUCGGCCCGGCCGAGCACUUGAAACAGGUGGGCGUCCCGGUGGUGGUGGACCUACCCGGCGUCGGCGAGAACCUCCAGGACCACGUCGGCGCGGCCGGGACGGCGUACUUGGUGGGGGUGCCGGGGAAGACCUCCGCGGCGCUGGAGAUCGCCUCCUUCGAGAGCGCCUACGGCCUGACGUACGGCCUGGGCGGGCCGUCCUUCGGGUGGACGUUCGGCGAGGUCAUGGGCUUCAUUGCCAGCAAGUUCUCUGACCCCGCCUACCCGGACCUGCAGCUGUUCCUGGCCAGUGCCUCCGACGCGACGGACGCCGGCGCGAUCCACGCCAGGGCCAUGGGGCUCACGCCGGAGGUGUUCGAGACCAUGUACCGGCCCGUCGCCUUCCAGGACACCUACUCCUGCGUCCCCCAGAUCCUGCGACCCGAGUCGCGCGGACACAUCCGCCUGCGCAGCGCCAGCAUGCUGGACCCCCCCGUGAUCCAGCCCAACUACCUCAGCACGCAGCGGGACGUCGACUUGCUCGUCGAGGGCGAGAAGUUCUGCCGCCGCCUGCUGGAGACGAAGACCAUGCAGGCGCUCAACGUGACGCUGAACCCGCGCAAGUUCCCGGCCUGCAGCCACCUGGACAUCCUGUCCGACGAGUACGUGGCGUGCCAGGCGCGGCAGUACACCAUGACCAUCUACCACCCGGUGGGCACGUGCCGCAUGGGCCGGCCGGACGACGCCCAGGCCGUGGUGGACGAGCGGCUGCGGGUGCGCGGCGUGCGCGGGCUGCGCGUCGUGGACGCCUCCGUCAUGCCGACCGUGCCGAGCGGCAACACCAACGCCCCCACCAUCAUGGUGGCCGAGAAGGCCGCCGACCUCAUCAAGGAGGACGCUCUGCAGCCGGAGGUCGUUCUGCUCGGCGAGCUCGGCGACCGGCCGGCGCGCGCGGCCAAGGCGACGCAGUGCGUCUCCGACAACAGAUCCGGCCAGUGUCCGGAGGGGCGGCCGACGCGGACGUCGCGGCGCGCCAACGAACGCGCGGAGGAGCUGUGAUGAGAAUGAAUCGGGUAGAACACGUGACCACGUGACGCAACCUUGGCUGUGAUGAUGUACAUAGAUUAGGAAUAAAGUGUAACGAAUUGUGAAUUGUGAUGCAGAUAGGAAAGGAAAACGUUUCUAUUUUAUUAUGAAAUAAACUUAGACCAAAGUG
Thrips palmi is the source of this 2418-nucleotide messenger RNA. RefSeq names its product glucose dehydrogenase [FAD, quinone]-like. The transcript is spliced from 11 exons. The record is from RefSeq and is a predicted model, not a curated record. Gene Ontology annotation, molecular function: oxidoreductase activity, acting on CH-OH group of donors; flavin adenine dinucleotide binding. NCBI's taxonomy places the organism in Eukaryota, Metazoa, Arthropoda, Insecta, Thysanoptera, Thripidae. Bases 243 to 2261 code for a protein of 672 amino acids.